AUGGCCGUGCCCUCGGGGCAAUUCGAAAUCAAUCCUUCGGGAAUAAUCUCGCUCCCAAUUCUCGCCAUUGUGUUGAUCCCUUGGCUUCUCAUUCUUUUCAUCCAAUUGCUUCCUAAGGGACCAAUCAUCAAGGGGGUUCCAGGCUCGUUCCUUGAUUUGUUUCUCUGCGGUUCUGCCACCAAGAUCGCCUUCCUGUCCGGUCGGAGUGCCCACUACUUUCAUUCGUUGCACGAAUCCUAUGGCAAGAUUGUGCGUUUUGCUCCAGGCCAGGCAACUACCAAUACCGUUAGAGGUCUGCGCAACAUCUAUGGUGCUGGCUCGGGAAAAGGUACCGCCUUCCUUAAGACCGGUUUCUACAAGGGUAUCUCGAGACGGAAUAUCUUCACUGCGAGUGACCCUGUCUACCAUGCCUCGGUACGAAAGCUGUUCGCUCCUUCCCUUAGCCCCGGCAGCAUGCAGGCCCAUGCAGGUGUUAUCAAGGAGCGGAUUCUCCAUUUGCACACGACUAUGAAGGAGAAGCUGGAGAUGACAGAUACGCUGUCUUUGAACCAGCUACUCUACUGCCACUCCGUCGAUACUGUGUCGGAGGUGCUGCUCGGAAAGCCUUUGGGCUGUCUCAAGCAUGGAAAGCCUUAUUUCUGGACCGAGCAGCUGCCGCGCAUCUUCUACUGGAGUACCAUCCGUGAUCAAUUCAAGGGCUCCGGAGUGCCAACCAUGAUCAAAUGGAUGCUCCGCCAUUUGAUCCGCAAGGGUGUUCGCCAGUCCGCAGAACAGGCGAGAAUGAGACUCAUCAAUGAACAGCUUGGUGCAUCUCACACUCGUCGGGACGUCAUGGUCGAGGUGAUGGAGCGGGCAGGUACAGGCGACCUGCCUGUUCCUGAAAUUGCCGAGAAUUUCUCCGCCAUCAUGCUGGCUGGUUUCCAUACCACCCAGAAUGCUCUCUGUGCGACCAUCUACUUUGUUCUGACCCAUCCUGAAGUGCAUGCCAAAUUGAACCAGGAGUUGCGCUCGGCCUUCACGUCCGCAGAAGAUGUUUCAGGGCACGUUGCACAAGAGCUGCCAUAUCUGAACGCUGUUAUCACGGAGUCCCUCCGCUUGUAUCCUCCUGUCCCAGUGGGAGGUCCGCGUGUUUCACCCGGAGCCUACGUGGAUGGCACCUAUAUCCCGGCCGGAACUGAGAUCUGCACUUCGAUCUUCGCAUUGCACCAUAACCCCGAAUACUUCAAUGAGCCCUACGAGUUCAUUCCCGAGCGAUGGACGGAGCCAGGCUGUACGGACAAGAAGGAGGCCGUUCAGCCUUUUCUGGUGGGCAGUCGGUCUUGUGUUGCCAAGUACUUCGCCAAACAAAUGAUGCAGCUGACUCUGGCUGCGUUCUUCCUGGACUUCGAUGCAGAAUAUGUGGGCCCUGUCAAGGAUUGGCAGCGCGAGAGUCGCUGCUAUGCUUUCUGGGAGCUUCCUGACCUGAAGCUGAAGCUUCAGAAGCGUGAGAUUGAUUAA
Aspergillus brunneoviolaceus CBS 621.78 is the source of this 1497-nucleotide messenger RNA. RefSeq names its product cytochrome P450. The coding region runs from base 1 to 1497 and encodes 498 amino acids. NCBI's taxonomy places the organism in Eukaryota, Fungi, Ascomycota, Eurotiomycetes, Eurotiales, Aspergillaceae. The transcript is spliced from 6 exons. Gene Ontology annotation, molecular function: heme binding; oxidoreductase activity, acting on paired donors, with incorporation or reduction of molecular oxygen; monooxygenase activity. The record is from RefSeq and is a predicted model, not a curated record.